Molecule: messenger RNA, 1170 nt
Organism: Geosmithia morbida
Lineage: Eukaryota; Fungi; Ascomycota; Sordariomycetes; Hypocreales; Bionectriaceae
Exons: 1
Coding region: 1-1170 (389 amino acids)
Biological process (GO): amino acid transmembrane transport
Cellular component (GO): vacuolar membrane
Molecular function (GO): amino acid transmembrane transporter activity
Source: RefSeq, a predicted model, not a curated record
AUGCGCGGCAUCGCCGACGCCGCGGAGCUCAUGUUGGGCCGUAGCGGGAAGGAGAUGGUUGGCUUCAUCUACUACAUCUACCUGGCCAUGACGGCCGGAGCCGGCAUUCUGACCACGUCAGUCGCUCUGAACGCGCUGUCGGAUCACGCAAUCUGCACUACGCUCUUCGUCUCGGUACCGCUCGCUCUGGCCUUCCUCAUCGGCAUCUGGUUUCGGGGCCUUGAAGAGAUGGCUUGGAUCAGCCGGGCUAGUGUCGGGUCGAUCCUGACCUCCGUCUGCGUCGUGGCCUUCGCCGUGCUGACCAAGGACCGACCCGCUGCCGCCCCGUCGACGGGUUCGAUCGAUCUGAACAUGCAUGCCACGCCCAAUCGCACUCUUUCUGAAGCCAUGACGGCCAUCUCGAUCCAGCUCUUUGCCGUCGGCGCAUCGGGGGCCUUCUUCUCCGUAUCCGCCGAGAUGGAGGACUCGCGCCAGUUCACGCGCUCCCUACUUCUAGGCCAGACAUUCAUCGUCGCAACCUGCAUCGUGACCGCCAGCAUCGUCUACGGAAAGGUCGGUCAGUGCAUUGCCAAUCCGGCGUUGGGAUCCGCCGGGACCCUCAUCAAGAAGGUGUCGCACGGUAUUGCACUUCUCGGUCUUGUAGUCACGGCCAUUCUCUACAGUCACAUUGCCGCCAAGUACAUCCUUGUCCGCAUUUGGCGAGGCACGGCGGACCUGCAGUCCAACACGGUGCAGCGCUGGACCGUCUGGGUAGGUGCUGUGACGGCGGCGGUAGUCUUUGGCUUCAUCAUUGUCGGUGUAGUCCCCUUUCUUGGCGACUUCCUCAGUCUGGUCGGCGCCCUCGUCAAGCCUGUAUUGACCAACGUCAUCCCUGGCUUCACGAUCCUGCUCUUCUUGGCCAGAGGUCCGGUCAAGGCUGCUCGAGACCCAACCGCAUCCAGGGGCACGGAGAACACGGAGCCGCAGGCCAACUUCGUCAUGGCGUCAUUCCAAGUUUACAGGGAGGGAUGGAAGAGGGCCGCCGCUCACCCUGUUGCCUGCUUCAUGCUCCUCGCCGGCUUGCUCAUCAUCAUCGGCGGGACGUACGCCACAGUGCUGAGCAUCAAAAGGUCGUAUGGCAAUGGAGAGGUCGGCGGAGUUUUCCCGUGCGCUGACGACUCUCUCGGCUGA